UCCCCACAUUCUAUAACUUUCAUACUUCGUCAUCAUAAAAGGUGCAAAUGAGCCUGGGCUCGUUUGUUCCUAUCUUAUAGUCUCUCCCAACAACCAUUAAAGAAAGGCAAAUUCUUGUGUUCAAAUUUGCAAGAGUUUCUCUUUCUUUUACUUACUACUCACUUCUUAUUGAGAGACUGAGGAAAGAAGUGAAAGGGAAGUAGCUAUGGGAAAAAAACUCGAUGCCUUACUAGGAAGAAACUUCAAGACUGCUAGAUUUAAAGCAACUGCCAAUCUUGCCAUUUCUAGGCUUGCUGUACUCAAGAACCAGCGUCAGGCACGGUGCUCGAUCGCGCGGUCCGAUGUGGUUCAGCUCUUAAACCUUGGACACCAUGAAAGAGCUCUUCUGAGGGUUGAGCAAGUGAUCAAGGAACAGAACAUGUUGGAUGUGUUUGUCAUGGUAGAAGGCUAUUGUCUUCUGUUAGUAGAAAGGAUCAACCUUCUGGAACAUGAAAAAGUUUGUCCUGAGGAAUUGAAGGAGGCAAUAUCGAGCUUGAUUUAUGCAGCUUCAAGGUGUGGCGAGUUCCCAGAACUUCAAGAGCUUCGUGUUAUUUUCACGUCAAGGUUUGGGAAAGAAUUCACAGCUCGUGCUGUUGAAUUAAGAAACAAUUGUGGAGUAAAUCCUAAGAUGAUUCAAAAGCUGUCAACGAGGAUGCCUAGCUUAGAACAUAGAACCAAAGUACUGAAGGAAAUUGCUUCAGAGAAUAACAUUGUCUUGCAAAUUGAGGAAGCAGUUUUGGAAACUACAGAGGAGAAGAAGGAUACUGUGAAAAGGCAGGACCAGCCUGAGGGAGAUCUAUCAAGUAAGUCAGGAGAAUAUCGGUAUGAAGGUCGCAUACCAGUUUUACCUCAAGAUGGAGACCAUGAAGUUGGGAGAAAAUAUAAAGAUGUAGCAGAUGCAGCUCAAGCAGCUUUUGAAUCUGCUGCUUAUGCAGCAGCAGCUGCAAGAGCAGCUGUGGAACUCUCUCGGUCUGAAUCGCGUGAUCCGGAUGACCCAAAUAGUCCAAGUCAGAAGCCAAGGGCUGUAUCAGAUUAUCGUGAGGAUUUAAAAUCCAAGUUUCGUGCAGGAGAGGAGAAGAACAAUAAGGAGAUGAAUGUUGGGGAUGUAGUUGAGAAAAUCCAGCCUACUCAGAACUAUGGUUUUCAUUCUGAAGCCAACCAACUCCCUGAUGGAGAUGAGGAGGAAGAACUCAAAGAGAGGAAGUUUAAAGAGCAGUUCAAAAGAUCAGUCUCUGCUUCAAGUUCUGAUUCAGCAGAUGACAUUCUUGAUGAUGAGGUUAUACGUCCAGGACAUGGUGUAAUCUUCGAUGAAAUCGAUGAUGUUGGAAAGAAAAGCAGAAUCCCGUCGUUGAAAAGUCCCAAGAGUGAAGUUUUUGGUUCUGAGAAAUCAAACAGCAAGGAUGUUUCUAUCGAAGGGGCCGGCAGAAACUCUUGGUACUUCACUGAUAAUGAAAUUUCUCCAGGGUACCAAGCAGGAAAUGAAAAGGAAGUUGAAGGAUUCACAAAGCAAGGUGCAGAAAACCUAGACAUAAAUAAGACGCCAAUAUCAGUGAGAACUAGAAGGAACUAUCACUGGUGACUAAGGGCCAAUAAAAGUUUGCAGAGAUUAUGCGAGUUGGAGUAUAUAUUGUGUGCUUUGUUAAUAUAUUAUAGCUUCAUAUUUUCUUUAUUUUUGAUGGGAUUUUGUAAGUUUGAGCAUAUAUUUUGUGCUUGGACAAUAUAAUGUAGCUUCCUUCUUUGGUUAUUUAGUUAUGAGCUCUGGACAAAUUAUAUGAUGUCUUAUCUAAACUUUGUUGAUUCUUGAGGGUUAAAAUUUUGA
Molecule: messenger RNA, 1858 nt
Organism: Nicotiana tabacum (common tobacco)
Lineage: Eukaryota; Viridiplantae; Streptophyta; Magnoliopsida; Solanales; Solanaceae
Biological process (GO): protein transport
Source: RefSeq, a predicted model, not a curated record